CCCGACUGCCGUAACCCUAAUUCGACGAACUCGAUCGAAAUUGUUCCAACCGUCCACAGUAACCGAGGACACCGAUAAUACGCAGGAAGAAUACGCAGUUCUAGCGAUCCGACACCCCACCCCGCCGUGCGAGCGAUCGAGAAAUUACAAUAACCAGGAAAUUGAAGAGAAGGAGUAGCCAAAAUGUCUCUCACAAAUUGUCGGUUUUACGAGGAGAAGUAUCCGGAGGUGGAGAGCUUCGUGAUGGUCAACGUUAAGCAAAUUGCUGAGAUGGGCGCAUACGUGAAGCUCCUCGAAUACGACAACAUCGACGGUAUGAUUCUUCUCUCCGAACUUUCGCGACGACGUAUCAGGAGUAUCCAGAAGCUCAUCCGAGUUGGACGAAACGAGGUUGUGGUCGUGUUGAGGGUGGACAAGGACAAGGGCUACAUCGAUCUGUCGAAGCGACGUGUGUCGCCGGAGGACAUCGUCAAGUGCGAGGAGCGCUACAACAAGUCCAAGAUGGUACACUCGAUCAUGCGCCACGUCGCCGAGAAGACCAACACCCCUAUCGAGGAACUCUACCAGACCAUUGGCUGGCCGCUCAACAAGAAGUACGGCCAUUCCAUCGAUGCAUUCAAGCUUUCGAUCACAAACCCCGAGGUCUGGAACGAUGUCACAUUCCCCAACGACGUUGUCAAGGAGGAAUUGCAGGGCUACAUCAGCAAGAGGUUGACACCGCAGCCAACAAAGGUCCGCUCCGAUAUCGAGGUUACUUGCUUUGGAUACGAGGGCAUCGAUGCCGUGAAGACGGCACUGCGCAAGGCAGAGGCAAAGAACACUGCAGACAACCAGAUCAAGGUCAAGCUUGUGUCGCCACCACUUUAUGUCCUUACAUCACAGUGUCUCGAUAAGAACGCGGGUAUCGCUACUCUGGAGGAGGCUAUCAAGGACAUUGAGGAGAGCAUCACAUCCGCCGGCGGAAGCUGCGUGGUCAAGAUGGCGCCCAAGGCCGUCACCGAGAAUGAUGACGCUGAGCUUGCUGCGCUCAUGGAGAAGAGGGAGCGCGAGAACCAGGAGGUCAGCGGAGACGAGGAUGAGAGCACGAGCGAUGAGGGCGGUGUCGUUGAGGCGGACGCUUGAAGUGACGAAGUGAUGAAAAAGACCUUGAAAAAGCAGGCAUCCGGAGUUCAGGAUCUGGAAUCUGGGCGAUUGUCCAAGCAUGUAUAGUACCCAAUAGAUGGUAAUUGCAUGUUUUGAUAUACUACGCUUCCAAUUAUGUGAGGACUGAAGUGGCCUUAGGAUGCAUUGUCUGCGUCUAGGAGCCAGCUAUCAGCCAGAUGUGUACAGAGUAUAAUCCUACCUUUGCACUUUCGAGUAGCAGGUUUCGGGACAAUUGUCUGUCCAUUCUUAAGUUCAAUCGCGAUUUCACGAAGGCAGUCCCCGAUAUUCGCGGCGACGUCAAUAGAUUGCACG
This is a messenger RNA of Aaosphaeria arxii CBS 175.79, 1455 nucleotides long. RefSeq lists its product as uncharacterized. Gene Ontology annotation, molecular function: ribosome binding; RNA binding; translation initiation factor activity. The coding region runs from base 184 to 1122 and encodes 312 amino acids. The transcript has 3 exons. NCBI's taxonomy places the organism in Eukaryota, Fungi, Ascomycota, Dothideomycetes, Pleosporales. The record is from RefSeq and is a predicted model, not a curated record. Gene Ontology annotation, cellular component: eukaryotic 48S preinitiation complex; eukaryotic translation initiation factor 2B complex; multi-eIF complex.